This is a messenger RNA of Onychomys torridus (southern grasshopper mouse), 3387 nucleotides long. RefSeq names its product phospholipid phosphatase related 4 (gene Plppr4). NCBI's taxonomy places the organism in Eukaryota, Metazoa, Chordata, Mammalia, Rodentia, Cricetidae. The transcript has 7 exons. Bases 431 to 2728 code for a protein of 765 amino acids. Gene Ontology annotation, biological process: phospholipid dephosphorylation; phospholipid metabolic process; axonogenesis. Gene Ontology annotation, molecular function: phosphatidate phosphatase activity. The record is from RefSeq and is a predicted model, not a curated record.
UGAAGUCCGAGUUUUAAUUUUGCACAGGUUGAGGUAGCUCUUCUUGCUGUGGGGAUGGGUGCUGUGCAGAUUUCUGCUCUCCAGGAAGCCAAGACGAACACCAGAUAGACUAUCUGAGACCAGGUGCCUUGGUUCCUCAGCCUUGCUUCUGCAGAAAUCAGGAGUGCUUCCCCUGUUUUUUUGGAUUUUUUUUUCCCCUGUUCUUGACGUCAAGCUCCAACAGCCAGCGGAGGAGCCCUUCGCCUGGGCGGUGAAGAGCGCAGGGAGAGUGGCGGAGAGGGAAGCCAUAGCAGCAACAGCUUGGAGGAGGGAACUGACUAUCCCUUGCCAACACAACCCCGGGCAACGCAGCGCUGAAGAAAGAGACCUGCGGGUUCGGGGAACCGCGGGGUUACUGCAAAGAGGGGCGGGGAGAAGGCGGGGGCGCUGCAUGCAGCGCGCUGGCUCCAGCGGUGCCCGCGGGGAAUGUGACAUCAGCAGCGCCGGGCGCUUGCGGCUGGAGCAGGCUGCUCGCCUCGGCCGCUCGGUGCACACCUCGCCCGGGGGAGGACGCGGAGCCCGGCAGGCGGCCGGGAUGUCGGCGAAGGAGAGGCCAAAGGGCAAAGUGAUCAAGGACAGCGUCACCCUCCUGCCCUGUUUUUAUUUCGUUGAGUUGCCUAUAUUGGCAUCAUCGGUGGUUAGCCUCUAUUUCCUGGAACUCACAGAUGUCUUCAAACCUGUGCACUCUGGAUUCAGCUGCUAUGACCGGAGUCUUAGCAUGCCGUACAUUGAGCCAACACAGGAGGCCAUUCCAUUCCUCAUGUUGCUUAGCUUGGCUUUCGCUGGACCUGCAAUUACGAUCAUGCUGGGAGAAGGGAUUCUGUACUGCUGCCUUUCCAAAAGAAGAAAUGGGGCUGGCCUGGAACCCAACAUCAAUGCUGGGGGCUGCAACUUCAACUCCUUUCUCAGAAGAGCCGUCAGAUUCGUUGGUGUCCAUGUGUUUGGACUGUGCUCCACAGCUCUCAUUACAGAUAUCAUACAGCUGUCCACAGGAUAUCAGGCACCAUACUUUCUGACUGUGUGCAAGCCAAACUACACCUCUCUGAAUGUAUCCUGCAAAGAAAAUUCCUACAUCGUGGAAGAUAUUUGUUCAGGAUCUGACCUUACAGUUAUCAACAGUGGCAGAAAGUCAUUCCCAUCCCAACAUGCGACCCUUGCUGCCUUUGCUGCUGUAUAUGUGUCGAUGUACUUCAAUUCCACAUUAACUGAUUCCUCCAAGCUCCUGAAACCUCUCUUGGUCUUCACAUUUAUCAUCUGUGGAAUCAUCUGCGGGCUAACACGGAUAACUCAGUAUAAGAACCACCCAGUCGAUGUCUAUUGUGGCUUUUUAAUAGGAGGAGGAAUCGCCCUGUAUUUGGGCCUGUAUGCUGUGGGGAAUUUUCUGCCUAGUGAAGAGAGUAUGCUCCAGCAGAGAGAUGCCCUCAGGUCACUGACAGACCUCAAUCAAGACCCCAGCAGGGUUUUAUCAGCUAAAAAUGGUAGCAGCGGUGAUGGAAUUGCUCACACAGAGGGCAUCCUCAACCGAAAUCACAGGGAUGCAAGCUCCUUAACAAAUCUCAAGAGGGCCAAUGCUGACGUAGAAAUCAUCACUCCUCGGAGUCCCAUGGGGAAGGAGAGCAUGGUGACCUUCAGCAACACGCUGCCCAGAGCCAACACCCCCUCGGUGGAAGACCGAGAAGUGAGAAGAAACGCGAGCAUCCAUGCCUCCAUGGAUUCUGCCAGGUCCAAGCAGCUCCUCACUCAGUGGAAGAGCAAGAACGAGAGCCGCAAGAUGUCCCUGCAGGUUAUGGACACUGAGCCAGAAGGGCAGUCACCACCUAGGUCCAUAGAAAUGAGGUCCAGCUCAGAGCCUUCGAGGGUGGGGGUGAAUGGAGACCACCACGUCCCAGGCAAUCAGUACCUCAAGAUCCAGCCUGGCACUGUCCCCGGGUGCAACAAUAGCAUGCCUGGAGGGCCACGCGUGUCCAUCCAGUCCCGCCCUGGCUCCUCCCAACUGGUGCACAUCCCCGAGGAGACCCAGGAAAACAUAAGCACCUCGCCCAAGAGCAGUUCUGCACGGGCCAAGUGGCUGAAAGCCGCAGAGAAGACGGUGGCCUGUAACAGGAGCAACAGCCAGCCACGCAUCAUGCAGGUCAUCGCCAUGUCUAAGCAACAGGGCGUGCUGCAGAGCAGCCCUAAGAACGCUGAGGGUAGCACGGUCACCUGCACGGGCUCCAUCCGCUACAAAACCCUGACGGACCACGAGCCAGGCGGCAUCGUGCGGGUGGAGGCCCACCCCGAGAACAACAGGCCCAUCAUCCAGAUCCCAUCCACCGAGGGCGAAGGCAGCGGCUCCUGGAAGUGGAAAGCUCCGGAGAAGGGUAGCCUGCGCCAAACCUAUGAGCUCAACGAUCUCAACAGGGACUCGGAAAGCUGCGAGUCCCUCAAAGACAGCUUUGGUUCUGGAGAUCGCAAGAGAAGCAACAUCGACAGCAAUGAGCACCACCACCACGGCAUCACCACCAUCCGAGUGACCCCGGUGGAGGGCAGCGAGAUAGGCUCAGAGACGCUGUCGGUGUCCUCCUCACGCGACUCCACCCUGCGCAGGAAGGGCAACAUUAUCUUGAUCCCCGAAAGAAGCAACAGCCCUGAAAACACGAGAAACAUCUUCUACAAAGGAACGUCCCCGACGCGGGCUUAUAAGGAUUGAGCGAUGAUGGCCCUUCCUGCCAUCAUACCGGGGACCACCACCACCCUCAAGACCACACAUUUAUUCUACCUGUGCUUUUUGUUUUGUUUUUUGUUUGUUUGUUUUAUUUUGUUUUUUUUUUCAGGAGGAUUUGGAAAGCCUUCCUGCCCAACUAGAAGACUGUUCACCAUCAGCCCGGAACUCUCAUUGAACUACCACAGAAAUCGUGGCAUUUUUACACCAAGGGAAAGCACAACGCAAGACCAGAACUAAUCUCAUCACCUGAACAGUUCUUAAGACUGAGGCUUCACAGAGGGCAGUAUUAAGACAAAGCGGUCUCCUUCUAUGUAUAGUAUUUAACUUUCUGAAUGUGCCAACUUUGCGAUUUUUUUUUCAUUAUAAUUAGCUGUGGGAAUCCAAAACACACAGGUUUUCCCUACAGCAGAGGCCAUGCAGUAUUAUAUAUUAUUCAUUUUUUGCUGAAUCUGCACCAGAAGCGCAGUCUGGGAGGUGCUGAUUAUUACAGUUCAUAUACCAUGUAAACUCUCAAACUCUACUUAGCUGUGACAUAGUGGCGUGCAACCCCUCGUCAGAGAAAUGCUCCUUUGUUCUGAAGAUGUGGUAGAGUAGACCGUCCUCGGCUUCCCUGUAGUGGCUCUCUCACAGUGAAAAAAAAAAAA